Cooperia oncophora is the source of this 174-nucleotide messenger RNA. The record is from the annotation of a GenBank genome assembly. NCBI's taxonomy places the organism in Eukaryota, Metazoa, Nematoda, Chromadorea, Rhabditida, Trichostrongylidae.
AUGCAUUGCUCGGCCGGCAUCGGUAGAACAGGGUGCAUCAUAAUGAUUGAUGUGAUUUUGCGGAAACUGUUUCGCUGGAAAACCAGUAGAUACGGUCGACAUCUUCAAAAAAUUGCGAGAUCAAAGGGCAAGUUCCGUGCCGGUCGACAUUCUCUACGUAUUCGUCUACGUUAG